AUGGCGACCAAAACACCCAACAAACGACUCGCUGCUCUCGACGGUGGCCCCGGUGUGCAGAUGGGAUCGGAUCUCAUGUUUCAACAGCUGGAAGAAGGAUACGACCAAGGACCGGACAAUAUCGCUCUCAUCUGCGCUCACCAGUCCUGGGGGUAUCUGAGGAACAUCGUUGGAGAACAACCAGCUGCAGGCUGCUUGACCUGGACGUACCGCCAAAUGAUGAGAGCUGCCCGAGACAUUGCGUUUGUGUGGGAGGAGUAUGGAGUCGAGGGAGGAAGCACUCUAGUUGCCUUCCUUCCAAGCUGCGCAGAAUUGGCCCUUGGUCUAUGGGUGGCGGCUAUACUUGACCUCACCUUUGUGCCUCUCAAUCCUUCAAGUUUGAACGUGGACGGUCCUGGAGAGCAGGAUUAUCCUCUUGAGCAGCUUGGAACAAGCGUCGUCCUAGUGUCCAACCUCAGAGAUGCAUAUAACUUCGACGACCUCUAUCCAGACCUGGCGAAGAAGAUAGAGCUCAAGAUCGUUUGUCACGAGCAAGUCGGCAGAUUCUUUCGCGGCUGGGCCAAUUUCACGAUUCUAGAUACAUACAGAUCGCGCGAACCCAGAGCGGAUGACAAACCACAUAGGCCUGGUCCAGAAAAUCGUUUUCUUGCGGACAAUCAUGUGGCGGCAAUGCUCUUCACUCAAGAGAGCCCCGAUCAUCCCCCAAAGGGCUGCCCUCUGACCGUCCUAAACGUUCGAACAGCGCUGGUGAAUCAAUACAUUCUCUCCGGACAGAGGUAUCUGGUCACUUGUCCGGCCUGGAGCAGCGCAACUCUUGAGGCAAUGUUGGUGGCGUGGAAGAGAGGCUCGGCUAUCGUGUUCUCGGGAGCUGUCUUCUCUGCACAAAUCACACUGUCAGCGGUCGAGCUUCAUGGCUGUACGCGUCUGAUCUGUACACCACCACAACUCGAAAAGCUGGUUAGCCAUCCUUCACGCUCACAAAGAGACCUCAGCUCCCUCAGAAGUCUGUCAGUACAUGGAGGAGUUGUGAGCGCAGAACUGCUCGCUCAAGGACAAGAUGCGUUGCAAACUGAGUGGGCCUCAUCAUCUUUCACAAUGGCCGAAGGGUUUGGAGUGCUUGGCUGGGGCAGCGAGUCGUUGUCGAGCACCGAUCGGACCCUGGACAGCGUUGGUACGGUUUUGAGUGGCUCUCGUAUCAAGGUCUGUUCUCUUGACCGGGAUGGCGGUUCCGUGUUGGGUCGAGGAGAAGAAGGUCGGCUCCACGUUGGCGGCGAUGCGAUCAUUGCAGGAUAUCUCGGUGGUGCGUCCGGACAACGUUUUUACCAGGACCUAGAUGAUAAGAGAUGGUUCGUCACGGAUUACCUGGCUACAAUCGACGCUAAUGGUGUGGUCAGACUGACCACUGAGCUCAAAGGUAUGUUUCAGCAACCCCGUCACAAUUUCACGACUAUACACAGGCGGCAUUGA
Messenger RNA from Aureobasidium namibiae CBS 147.97, 1467 nucleotides. Its product is annotated as acetyl-CoA synthetase-like protein. Lineage: Eukaryota; Fungi; Ascomycota; Dothideomycetes; Dothideales; Saccotheciaceae. Bases 1 to 1467 code for a protein of 488 amino acids. The transcript has a single exon. The record is from RefSeq and is a predicted model, not a curated record. Gene Ontology annotation, molecular function: carnitine-CoA ligase activity; crotonobetaine-CoA ligase activity.